Messenger RNA from Chaetomium globosum CBS 148.51, 738 nucleotides. RefSeq lists its product as uncharacterized. Bases 1 to 738 code for a protein of 245 amino acids. NCBI's taxonomy places the organism in Eukaryota, Fungi, Ascomycota, Sordariomycetes, Sordariales, Chaetomiaceae. The transcript has 3 exons. The record is from RefSeq and is a predicted model, not a curated record.
AUGUCGACCAAGUUAACACAUCUCGAGACCCUCCGUCGCACCGAGGUUGAGCAAGAGCAAAUCAAGAAGCUUCUAACGAAUCGGGAGCGAUUUGGAUGGACAAAUAUAGACCGAAGUACAGAGGCUCGGAAUGGGUGUUUGGGAUUCUCAAAUCCCAUUGGAACAGGGCUUGAUCUUCCCUUCCACAACUUCGCGCACCACUGGCCGUACAUUAACCGCGAGUAUCAAUCGGUGUGCGCCUACUUCCCCGUCAAUACGUCAAGACCCCACGUUGCUUGCCUAGUCGCCGAUUCAAUGGAAGCCUCGACCACCGGCGGCCAAGCCCUCCGGAGCGACGUCGACUAUGCUAUUGCAAUGGUGUUGUGGCAGCUCAGCGAAGGCCAGCACACCAACCACCACACGAAACCAGCCCUAAUCUACACCCUCGAGCGCGACCAGCACGCGCGCAUCACGCAAGCCCACUUCGACAGCAAGCGGCAAAAACUCGUCCUGCGCCAGUCGCGCCACCUGGACCUGAGCGGGCCCGAGCCCACGCCCGACGCCUUCCUGCUGCUGCGCUGGAUCGCCUGCCGCCCGGCGGGGGAGACCGAGUACCCCGAGGAAGGGGGGGAUGGUGGAGGUGAGGAGGGGGAUGGGGAUAGGGAUGGCGGGGAUGGGGAUGGGGAUGGGGAUGGGGAUGGCGGGGAGGGGGACCCGCCUGGUGUGGCGCCGCGGUUGGUGGUAGUGGGGUGUGCUUGA